AGAGAAAAACACAAAUACGAUAUAACUCAAAGUGCGAGAUGUCCCUGGAAUACCUCGUGGCGUUCUGCCUCUUCCUCGCGGGUUUCGUCCUCCUGGUUAUCCUGCGCUCGAGGAGGGCUAACGACGUGCCACCCGGACCCUGGGGGUUGCCGAUCCUGGGCUUCCUGCCCUGGAUAAACCCGGACGCGCCACACGAGAGCCUAACAAUUCUGGCCCGGAAAUACGGCCCCGUUUGUGGACUGAAGCUGGGAUCCCUUUACACGGUGCUGAUCAGCGAAGCUCAUCUGGUACGUCAGGCCCUGGCUAAGGAUUCGCUGUCCGGACGGGCCCCGCUCUUCGUUACUCACGGGAUAAUGCAUGGAUAUGGGUUGAUUUGCGCGGAUGGUGACCUCUGGCGAGAACAACGGAAAUUCGUUGUUGGCUGUCUGAGGAACCUCGGUAUGGUCAAGAUCGGGACGAAACGGGACAAGAUGGAAUCCAGGAUUCUUACUGCAGUGGAAGAGAGCGUCUCGAAACUCCAGAAGCGUUCAGCUAACGGAGGGGUCGAUCCUUACCCGACCCUCCAUCACUGCAUGGGUAAUCUAAUGAACUUAUUGGUGUUCGGGAGGGUCUUUGACGAGGACGACGAGACCUGGAGGUGGUUACAACGGCUGCAGGAAGACGGGGUUAGGCACAUCGGAGUCGCUGGGCCGCUAAACUUUCUGCCAUUUUUGAGGCAUAUGCCGAGGUACAAGAAUAUGAUGCGUUUCCUCGUCGAGGGCAAGCUCAAGACCCACGAUGUUUAUCGUGGCAUUUCAAAGGAUCGCGGUGAAUCUGGUAACGCAGGGGAAUCCGUUCUCGCCAUGUUCGAGGAGGAAACCAAACGCAGACUUGCAGCUGGUGACGAGGGCCACUUCACCGAACCCCAGAAGCUUCACCUCCUCGCCGAUCUCUUCGGCGCUGGAACUGAUACCACGUUGACCACCCUGAGGUGGCUGCUUCUUUUUCUCGCCGCUUAUCCUCGCGAGCAGGAUGCGGCUCAUAACGAGAUGAACGCGGUGCUCGGACCAAGACCAGUCGAGCUCAAGGACCGGCCUGAUCUUCCACGUCUUGAAGCCGUCAUCGCAGAAGCUCAGAGAAUUCGGAGCGUCGUUCCUGUCGGCAUACCACACGGUGCUCUUGAAGACUCGGAAAUCGGCGGCUAUCUCAUACCCAAGGGAGCGAUGGUCGUUCCUCUUCAAUGGGCGAUACACAUGGAUCCGAAAAACUGGAAAGAUCCCGAGGAAUUCAGACCAGCGCGUUUCAUAGCAGAUGAUGGCAGCUUCGCGAAACCGGACAAUUUUCUGCCUUUUCAAAACGGAAAAAGGAUCUGCGUUGGCGAGGAGCUGGCAAAGAUGAUGCUGUUCCUUUUUGCCGGACGUAUAAUUCAGUCGUUGAAAAUAUCGCUGCCGCAAUCAUCCGACGACGACGACGACGACGACGACGACGACGACGACGACGAGGAGAAGGCAGCAACGGUCGACCUUUCCGGGGAAUCCGGCAUCACUCUCACCCCGAAACAUCACAGGCUGAUAUUCUCACCGCGAUCUGCCAAACAAUAAUUACACACAUGAC
Molecule: messenger RNA, 1593 nt
Organism: Diprion similis
Lineage: Eukaryota; Metazoa; Arthropoda; Insecta; Hymenoptera; Diprionidae
Gene: phtm
Product: cytochrome P450 306a1
Exons: 7
Coding region: 39-1580 (513 amino acids)
Biological process (GO): xenobiotic metabolic process
Cellular component (GO): cytoplasm; intracellular membrane-bounded organelle
Molecular function (GO): iron ion binding; oxidoreductase activity, acting on paired donors, with incorporation or reduction of molecular oxygen, reduced flavin or flavoprotein as one donor, and incorporation of one atom of oxygen; heme binding
Source: RefSeq, a predicted model, not a curated record